Molecule: messenger RNA, 1665 nt
Organism: Dromiciops gliroides (monito del monte)
Lineage: Eukaryota; Metazoa; Chordata; Mammalia; Microbiotheria; Microbiotheriidae
Gene: OPRD1
Product: opioid receptor delta 1
Biological process (GO): neuropeptide signaling pathway; G protein-coupled opioid receptor signaling pathway
Cellular component (GO): membrane; neuron projection
Molecular function (GO): neuropeptide binding; G protein-coupled enkephalin receptor activity
Source: RefSeq, a predicted model, not a curated record
AGGAGCCGGCAGGUUUUCUAAUAAAUCGCGCCGGGGCUAGAAGCGGCGGCGGCGAGUCAGGGCUGGGGCGCACGCCGGAGAGGGAGCCCGAGGAAGCGGUGCUGCGGCUGGCAAGGAGCGAGCGGGAGAACCCGGGAGCGAGGGAGCAGAAGCAGCCCACUCGCCUUGGCGUCUGGGAGCCAGCUCCGGGUUCAGCCGCUCCUUCCCCGCAGCGGGACUGAGGGGUGCCAGGGCUGCGCCGGGACGCGCCGAGCGCGCAGCACAGCGCGGCAGCCCCCGCGGGCCGCGGCGGGAGUGUGCUGGCAGCCCGCUUGGGCUCUGUGGAGUCGGUCCGCGGGAGAGAGACAGUGGCCCGCUUCGACAGUCCCGUCCCGCUCCGUCCCGCUCCGUCCCGGCUCGCCCAGCCAGACCCUGUCCGCCAUGGAGCCGGUCCUUCUGGGAGACUCUGAGCAGGCGCCCCAUUUCGCUAACUGCUCGGGCGCCAACGCGUCGGAUCAGGAGCCGGAGCUGGAGGGGGGCGGCCGCAGCGCGGCGUCCAUCGCGCUGGCUGUGGCUAUCACGGCUCUCUACUCGGCGGUGUGUGUGGUGGGACUCCUGGGCAACGUACUGGUCAUGUAUGGGAUCGUAAGAUACACUAAGAUGAAGACGGCCACCAACAUCUACAUCUUCAACCUGGCUCUGGCUGAUGCCUUGGCCACCAGCACAUUGCCCUUCCAGAGUGCCAAGUAUCUGAUGGAGACGUGGCCCUUCGGGGAGUUGCUUUGCAAGGUGGUUCUCUCCAUCGAUUACUACAACAUGUUCACCAGCAUCUUCACCCUCACCAUGAUGAGCGUGGACCGCUACAUUGCUGUCUGCCACCCAGUCAAGGCCCUUGACUUCCGCACCCCAGCCAAAGCGAAACUGAUCAACAUAUGUAUCUGGCUUCUUUCCUCUGGCAUUGGUGUGCCCAUCAUGAUCAUGGCUGUGACCCAGGCCCAGGACGGGAUGGUGGUCUGCAUGCUGCGGUUUCCCUAAGCCAGCUGGUACUGGGACACCGUGACCAAGAUCUGCGUGUUUAUCUUUGCCUUCGUGGUACCCAUCCUGGUCAUCACCGUGUGCUACGGACUGAUGAUUCUGCGCCUGCGGACCGUGCGCCUGCUCUCCGGCUCCAAGGAGAAGGACCGCAACCUGCGGCGCAACCGCAUGGUGCUGGUGGUGGUGGCCGCCUUCAUCAUCUGCUGGGGCCCCCAUCCACAUCUUGUCAUCGUCUGGACCCCUGGUGGACAUCGCAAGAGGAACCCGCUGGUGGUGGCCAGCCUGCACCUGUGCAUUGCCCUGGGCUACACCAACAGCAGCCUCAACCCCGUGCUUUACGCCUUCUUGGAUGAAAACUUCAAGCGCUGCUUCCGAGAGUUCUGCGGCCCUUCCGCCGGGGGCCCCACCGGAGCCCAGUAGCUUCAGCCGGGCCCGCGAAGCCACCAUCCGGGAGCGGGUCUCCACCUGCUCUCCCUCAGACGGCCUUAGUAGGCCGGCCUGACUAGAGCUGGGCCCGGCCUCCCGGGCAGCCCCGGGGGCCGAGCUCCACUCGGAAGUGACCCAGGUCACCACGACAGAGUUUAGUCAUAUGAUUGGGUGGGGGGGGGGUAGGGGGCUGCAACAGAGAGGGGAGGGGCCGUAGGAAAUAUU